Messenger RNA from Ordospora colligata OC4, 1572 nucleotides. RefSeq lists its product as uncharacterized. The record is from RefSeq and is a predicted model, not a curated record. Bases 1 to 1572 code for a protein of 523 amino acids. Lineage: Eukaryota; Fungi; Microsporidia; Ordosporidae. The transcript has a single exon.
AUGGAUGGAAAGCCUGACAAGGAAACCAUCGAGGAUCAGCAUGCAACUGACAGUGACUGGAGCAAUGCAAUGCACACGGCAAGAGAAGAGUUUGCAUCGAGCACUGAAUCUCCAUCGGAGUCAAGCAUAAUGAAGCAUGUACUUGGCGCUGCAUGCAUGCUGAGCCAUGAAAACAAUGACGAUGAGCAGGACAAGGUCUCGAAGUUUGAUGUUUACAUUGUGAAUGGCAGUGGAAAAGUGAAUGGAUAUGAGCUGAAGCACAUCAGCCCUAUUGAAGAUCUUGAGUCUGAAAGUCUUCAGGGAGACUCGUUUGUAGAUGGCAUAAGAUCGUUCCACUUUGAUAGAAAGGACAGGAGUGUGCCACCUAAGGAGUUAUAUGGAAGACGAUCGCGUGGCUCAGCUGUGAAGAGCGAUAGUAAAGCCACUCUUGCAUCCAAAGGUAGCCAUGAUCCCAUCAUCCUUGAGAUUUCUGACAUAUCCAGUGCAUAUAAUGCUGAUGAGUCAGAGGAGGAGCCAAAUAUACAUCAAGCACACACAAAAGAUCAGAAGUACCGGAAGAACAAAUCUGAUCGCAUGAAUAAUGUGAUGUACUUAAAUGAUAUGCAUGAUGAAUUUCCACUGCCGCAACUCGAUAAUGAAGAAAGUGACUCAUUAAGUACUAAUGAUAGUUAUUGCUCAGUUAAUGGAGUUUUAUGCGAUAUGCUUGAACACACCAUAAGUCCAUGCGAUUCAAGCUGUCGUUCGUCAAAUAAGAAUAACUCAUCUGGAUCAAGUUACUGCUCAUUGAAUAAGAGCAACUCAUCAUCAUUGGAAGAAAAGACUAUUUGUGAUAGUAGACAUAAUCAUGAGUUCAAAGGACCUACAAGCGUGAAUCUUCUAUCUGAAGGAUUGAAAAUACCGGUGGAGGGAGAAGUUGUUAUUAUCAACCAGGGUGCAGAUAAAGAUGUAUUGCGAGAGCUUGGGAUUUCAUCUACAUGCAAGCUGAUGCAAGGUCCGUACGAUAUAAUGGCGGAUUCAAGCAAAUCUACGAAUGGAUUCAAUAUGACGCCUGAUAAUACAAAUGGCAGCGAUACUAACGAGCCUAAUGCGAUCAGGGAUGCAAUUAGUGAAAUACAAGCGCAGGUGUUUGGAGGCACUACAGCAAUCAAGAAAAUCGGAUUGAACAAUCCUAGUCAGUCAAUACUGAGCGGAGGGAAACCCACACCAGACUUUGGUUGUGUAGACAGAGAGCUGAAAACUGCUCUGCUUGCUGCAUUUAUUCCUUCAAUUGAUGCUCCAAGUGACACAUGCUCUAGUAAAGCAUCCUUUGUUGAGACAAGCUUUACAAGGCGAGCCAAUGAAGACGAGCUGAACGAGGUACGAGCACAGAUUGAAAGCGAAAAGCAACUGGCCAGUAAUCAAAAAGCAAGCUCAGAUGUAAAGGAAAAUGAAAACAUGAUUCUUUUUAUUGAAGUAAAGGACUCAGCAGACAAGAAGCUGAAUGCGUCGUUCACAAGGAAUAACCGUGUUGGAAAGCUAGUCAAGUUCUUUGAAGAGUUGGGAGAGGAUAAUGAAGAAAAUAAACUUGAUUAA